Messenger RNA from Thlaspi arvense, 3880 nucleotides. The record is from the annotation of a GenBank genome assembly. Lineage: Eukaryota; Viridiplantae; Streptophyta; Magnoliopsida; Brassicales; Brassicaceae.
AUGAAUAUACCCCCUAAUAGUAAUAAAACCCCAUUAAAACCAAGACCAGAUUCUCUCGAGCUGUUGAUUUUGGAAGAAGCCGAAGACGACUCUUUUUCGCCGGAAACUAUGGAUGUUAGCAACAACAACAAUAGCACGGCGAGCAAUGUGGCCCAAGCGAUUAUCGCCGUUCUCGAUUAUAACUCUACUCCCGAUGCUCGCAAAGCCGCCGUUGCUUUCCUCGAAUCUAUCAAGUGUGGAGAUAUCAGGACUCUAGCACAUAUUUCCUUAUGUCUAGUGAAAAAGGAGUGCUCUUCAGAGAUUCGACUGCACGCCUUCAAAAUGCUACAGCAUUUGGUUAGACUAAGGUGGGAGGAAUUAAGCCCCUCAGAACGCAGGGAUUUUGCUAAGGUCUCUGUUGAACUAAUGUCAGAGAUUGCUACUCCAUGUGAGGAAUGGUCUCUGAAGAGUCAGUCAGCUGCCCUUGUAGCUGAGAUAGUUAGGAGAGAAGGCCACGAUCUUUGGCAGGAGUUGUUUCCUUCACUAGCUUCCUUGUCGGCACAGGGCCCGUUACAAGCUGAAGUGGUCUCAAUGAUGCUCAGAUGGCUUCCUGAAGAUAUUACAGUUCACAAUGAGGACUUGGAAGGUGACAGGCGUCGGCUACUGUUGCGGGGGCUUACUCAGUCUUUGCCUGAGAUUUUGCCUUUAUUAUAUAAUCUUCUCGAGAGACACUUUGGAGCUGCAAUGAGUGAAGCUAGUAGGUUACGAGUUGACUUGGCAAAACAGCACGCGGCUGUGGUUAUAGCUUGUUUAAAUGCCAUCAAUGCAUAUGCCGAAUGGGCUCCUGUUUUAGAUCUUUCUAGAUAUGGAAUUAUUAACGGGUGCGGAGCGUUACUUUCUUCUCCUGACUUCCGUCUUCAUGCUUCUGAGUUUUUCAAACUUGUCUGCUCAAGAAAAAGACCCAGUGAUGUUUCUGGUACUGAAUUCGAUUCUGCGAUUAGCAGUCUGUUUCAGAGUCUGAUGAAUGUCUCAAGAGAAUUCUUAAACAGAUCAGCCUCAUGUGCUGGGGUUAUAGAUGAAAGUGAUUAUGAGUUUGCUGAGUGUAUAUGUGAAAGUUUGGUCUCUUUAGGCUCAACAAACUUGCAAUGUAUUGCUACCGAUGGUGGCGUGCUGGCUUUAUACCUUCAACAGAUGCUUGGUUUCUUUCAACACUUUAAGUUGGGUCUUCACUUUGAAGCAAUGCUCUUCUGGCUGGCAUUAAUGAGAGAUUUACUUUCGAAGCCAAAGGCUGCCGCUUAUCCAAGUGGAGAGGGACCAGCAGUUGGUGGUGUUCAAAGUUCAAGCACAGUUGAUAACGAAAAGAAAAAGAUACUAGGUCUUAUUAGUGAUGAAAUCUCUAGCACAAUCCUGGAUGUAUCUUUCCAGCGUAUGCUCAAGAAAGAAAAAGUUCCUCCUCGAAUUGCUCUUUCUCUCGGGCCUCUAGAACUUUGGAAUGAUGAGUUUGAAGGAAAGGGAGACUUUGGUCAAUACCGAUCAAGGCUCUUAGACUUGGUCAAGUUUAUUGCUUCUCACAAGCCCCUCGUUGCCAGUACUAAAAUAUCUGAAAGGAUUAUCACUCUCAUUAAGGAUCUAUUGGCUUCUCCAGUGCCUCUUCAGGAUGUAGCAGUGAUGGACAGCCUGCAAAUGGCAUUUGACUGUAUUGUGGCAACGGUUUUUGAUGGAUCCAAUGAGUUUGCUGGUGGUAGUUCUGAAGUUCAUUUUUCAUUGCGUGGAAUAUUUGAGGGCUUGCUUCAGCAGCUUCUCUCUUUGAAAUGGACCGAGCCAGAACUUAUAAAAAUGCUUGGGCACUAUCUCGAUGCUAUGGGUCCCUUUCUCAAGUAUUUCCCAGAUGCAGUUGGAAGUGUGAUUAACAAAUUGUUUGAACUUCUUACCUCUCUUCCACACGUUGUCAAGGAUCCAGCAACUAGUACGUCAAGAGUUGCAAGAUUGCAGAUUUGUACGUCUUUUAUACGUAUAGCUAAAGCCGCUGAUAAAAGUGUUCUGCCUCACAUGAAGUCUAUUGCUGAUACAAUGGCAUAUUUGCAAAGAGAAGGAACUUUGCUCCGUGGGGAGCAUAACAUUUUGGGUGAAGCAUUUCUUGUUAUGGCUUCUGCAGCAGGAGCUCAACAGCAGCAAGAAGUUCUUACUUGGUUACUGGAGCCAUUGAGCCAACAGUGGAUCCAAUCGGAGUGGCAGAAUUGCUAUCUAUCAGACCCUAUGGGUCUUGUUCGUUUGUGCUCGAACACACCCUUCAUGUGGUCUUUGUUCCACACAGUUACAUUCUUUGAGAAGGCGGUCAAGAGAAGUGGACACAGAAAAAGCAACUUAAAUACGACCUUAGUAACAAGUCAAGAUUUGCAUCCUAUGGCUCAUCAUCUUUCUUGGAUGUUGCCACCUCUCUUAAAACUUCUUCGUGUUAUCCAUUCCCUUUGGUCUCCCUCAGUAUAUGAAACACUUCCCCCAGAGAUGAGGGCAGCUAUGACAAUGGCUGAUGUUGAGCGAUACAGUCUCCUUGGGGAAGCAAAUCCUAAAUUGUCCAAAGUCUCGUCUGUUUAUGCUGAUGGAUCUUUUGAUGGUGGUAAAGGACAAUCUGAGGCAAGUGAAUCUGAUGUGCGAAAUUGGUUGAAAGGUAUCCGAGAUAGUGGAUACUAUGUGUUGGGUCUAUCAGCAACAAUCGGAGAUACAUUCUUCAAAUGUGUAGAUGCUAACUAUGUCGCAGUGGCACUCAUGGAGAACCUACAGUCAAUGGAGUUUAGACACAUGCGACAGCUUAUUCAUUCCUUUGUAGUUUAUGUAGUAAAAUUUUGUCCGGCAAAUAUGUGGGAGUCAUGGCUUGAAGUGCUCCUGCACCCAUUAUUUACUCAUUGUCAGAAAGCUAUUAGUUCCUCUUGGUCCAGUCUUAUGCGUGAGGGCAGAGCACAAGUUCCAGAUUCGUUCGGUGUACAAAAUGGGCCGGACAUGAAACUUGAAGUAAUGGAAGAAAAACUGCUGAGGGAUUUAACUAGAGAGAUUGCCAACCUCCUCUCAACAAUGGCUUCCCCCAGUUUAAACCCAGGGCUUCCUGUUUUGGAGCAGUCAGGCCAUGUGGGACGUAUUGACAUGUCUACUCUCAAGGAUUUGCUUGCAUUCAAAUCCAACUCUGUGGUCGGAGACCCAGCUCCCCGUCAGGUUUUGCUUUCACUUCCUUGUCUCACGCCCAACGACUUGCGUGCUUUCGAAGAAUCUUUGGCGAAAACUCCAAGUCCUAAAGAACAGAAGCAACUCAUGAAGAGCUUGUUGCUGUUAGGUACAGGGAACAACUUAAGAGCACUUGCUGCCCAGAAAACCGUGAAUGUUAUCACCAACGUCACUUUAAGGUCACGCGGACCAGCAAACACUUCCGAAGCUAAAGAAGACGAAGGGGAAACAAUUGGGUUGGCCAGUGUUUUGUGAGGACCAUUAUACUACACGUAUGAAGUUAAAGAGAGACAGGAGGAUGAAUUCUUACAACGAGACAGAAGUUGUACAGAUAUGUAAAUUACUCGAGAAAGAAGAUCUUGCGAGAGAGGCAACAAGAAGCAAGCUUUUUUUUUUUUUGUUGGCACACAGAUGAUGAUCGGAUACAUUGAGGAGAAGUUUUUCCUUGAGCUUAUGAUGCAAAAACGAGGUUUGUCAUGUUGAACUUGCUAUAAGAAAAAAAGGCGUUGCUACUUCUCUAGAAUAUGUCAUUUUUGUGUUGUACACAAUUUCAGAAAACAUGACACAUCCAUAAUUAAUGAAGUAAAAAUUUCUGAUGUCAUAGACUUUGGUGUUGUGCGUAGUGUUUUAUGAGUAUUUUUAAUCUUUUGCCUUCACUCUGGUAUAUACUCCCUUCGUUCCUAAA